This is a messenger RNA of Caenorhabditis sp. 36 PRJEB53466, 900 nucleotides long. Lineage: Eukaryota; Metazoa; Nematoda; Chromadorea; Rhabditida; Rhabditidae. The record is from the annotation of a GenBank genome assembly.
AUGUCGGACGACGAAUCGGACACCGAAUUUGAUGGAUUCCAAUUGACGUAAGUGACCAAAAAUUGCAUAUUUAUGCUCUUAAAACUUUGAAAAUCGAGACUUUUAGAAAAUCCGAUCAAAUCUUCGGAUCCGACGAUUUUAUAAACAAACCGCUUGGUGGAGCGUUGAAAUGCGCGAAAACUGACGGUACAACAGGAGAUUGGGCUGGAAAUUUGGAAAAUUCAAUAAAUCUGGGCUGCUCCUCGUUCAGCGGCUCAUUUUUGGAGGAAAAUCUGUUCUCAAAGUCCCGCGGAUUCGGAGAACCCGAAAAAAUUGACGAAAAAGUGGACGAAGAGGAGAACGACGAAAAAUUCGCUGGAUUGGACUGGGAUGCGAGCAGAAUUUUCAAAAAUUUGGCCUGUCCCGAAAAUAACAAGUGAGAAAAACUCUUUUUCCCUAUAAUUCUUCAAAUAACUGCAAAAAAGCAAAUUUUCAGCGAACAAGCCGUUUGUGUGCUCCGUCUCCACGAUGUGCUCACCAAGACCGAGCUCGGAGUGCAGCAAAUGACUCGGCAGAUGAUCCAGUGCGGGUAAGUCUAAAAAUUCCUCAUUUUUCGCCUAAAACUUCUAAAAAAAAUCCUGCAGAAAGCUAAUCAACGGCUAUUCGCCGAAAGAACGCCGAGAUCUCGGCUUCUCCGACGCCUCGAACAUCCGCGAUCUCUCCAGAAUGCUCCGAUCGUUGCGCGCCGCCACAAGACUAAUGCUCAUCGAAGCGGACGAUAUUCAGGAGCUGCUCGAGCCCUCGUGCCACCCGGAUUCUACUAAAUUUCCCGUUUUUUCCGUCGUUUUCGGCCUCGGAAUCGCCGCUUCGGUGCCGAUGGCCUUGUGGCUGUGCCGACGUGGCCUAACUUUCUCCUCCUAG